CCUUUUAGACGAACUUGAAUUCAAAGAUGAAGGAAACUUCGAGCAAGGAAAGAAAAAGGACGUUUUACUGUAGCGUAGCCUUGGAACUUUACCUCUUAUAAUCACUCAAGUAGCACAUUGGUGAAUUUUCGCGACAAUGUUUCCUACAGCAGGGUAUUUCCGGAGUACAAACUGUCCAUUCUUUGUUCACGGUCUGUGCCACAGACCGUAUUGCCAUUUUCGUCACAGUAAACCCGGGCUCAAGGCUUCAAAGAGCAGAACUUCACCUCAUAAGAAUAAUAUUGAACUACAAUCCAACAAUGUUAAGACUACAACACCCAGUCCAGAUGUAUCUGAUGGAGAUAAACAGCAGGCUGACAUUAGAACAACUCCACCAGAAGCAACAAAAAGGAAGGUAGAAACAGUGGACAAUACAAGUCCUGAAAUUGAAAAUAAAUUUACCACACAAACAAACACAGCUUCUAAAAGGGGCAUUCUGAAUAGAGGUGAUGAAGAGCAGAAUAUUCAGGAUGAUCAACUUUCUAGUGUCAAAGAAUCUUUGCCCAAGACCAGCUUGGAUGUAACUGAACCUGUAACUAGCUCACAUAUGGUCAGCCCCAGUGAUGAGGGCAUGGAAAUGUCUGAAUGGGAUCGGAAUGAUUGUGAACAACCUAUUGCUUCUCUGACUGAUGAGGAGAUUAAAAUCAUUGGGUUGACCACAGUUUCUUUACCUGGUUGCAGUCAAACUGCUGUUAAAAGUACCAAUUUAGGACAAAAUUCAACUUCAAAUGCUUCUAGUUGCAUUGUUUCUCAAAGUAAUUCCCCAGUUGUGGGAGGAUUUUUUGAGAAUGACACUGAAGGAGAAGGCCAAAUGAAGGGUAACUUGAUUGAUGUUAAUGUUACUGAAACUUACAUUGCUAAGGAGGCAAGAAUUGCUCAAAUCAAGGCUGACAGUUUAGCAAAGAGACUUAAAUCCAAAGCUGUGAAGGAGAAAAAUGAUUCAUCAUUGGUUUUGGAAAGUAACUAUAUAGAAAAGAAACAGGAACUCACUGGAGGGAAAGAAAAAUAUGACGUGACUCAGGAAAAGCCACAAAGACGAAAAUCUGUUCAGCUUCAAAUCUCUGUUGAAGGAGAUGAAGACAUGAAAGAGUCUUUGGAUAUACCUGCAAAGAAAAGAAAAUCCCAGCAGUUGCCAUGUGCAACUAGCUCUUCAAUUCACUCUUCUGCACUAAAGAGCGAGGAUAGUAACAAGGCUACAAAAAGGAAAGAUAGCAUUUCCAAACAGGAAUAUAAACUACAUGAGUUGUUUUUGUCUGCAUCAAAGUCACUGGAACACACCAUUCACUCUAGUAAAUCACCUAUUGAUAAUGAUUCUAAAGACAUAAAAAAAGGCAAAGCAAAUGCAUCAAAAAGAAAACUAAGCCUUGCAGAGACUGAAAUAAAUUUCUUUGGUCCUUCUAAAAGGCAAAACAAAACUGAGAAAAUGGAAAAGCAGAAGAAAGUUAAGGAGGAAAUAGCUGCUGUUAAAACUUUGAAACCCAAAAAAUUAGAAAACAGAGGAUUGGAAAAGAAGAACAAUUUUCAGAAGACCAAACUUCAGACAAGUGCCAAAGGUUUAACUAUGUCAAGUGAAGAUAGUGAUUACAUGUGCAGCCCUGCAGGAGGUGACUCAAGCCAUGAGGAGAAUGAUUCACUGAGAAGGAUUUGGAAUAACUUUGAACUGCCACAAGACAACCUUGUGAUAGAGAAGGAUUCACAAUCACCCGUUAAAAAACAGGCACAAGAAUCAACAAGGAAGAGAACAUUGUCAUCUGUGUCUAACGACUCUGACGUGAUGAAACAACCAUCUAUGGCUGAUGCAUUAGGACUUGGGAAGAAACAGCGAGUGGCACAUAUGCCCAGUCAUCUACCUAGGAGAUUAUCAUCAAAUGCUAAUCCUGUACGAAGGUACCCUAAGUCUUUAACAGCUGUACAAAGGAAAGAGGAGUCUGAGGCACCUUCAACGUCGGGAUCUCCUGUGAAGGAGGCAGAGGGUUACAAGCCUGCCAAACAGAGGGUGGCUCAUGUAUUAAAGAAUAACUCCCCUGCAGGAUCACUGCCGAGACCUAGGAUCCCUGUGGAGUAUGGUGCUAAGGUGCCGCAAAGUCAACGUCAGAGAUACCUAGACAGAAUAGUUGAUGAAUACCUUAGAAUUUGUAGCAGUGAGAAAGAAGCAUUUGAAAAGGCUGUUGAAGAAGAAAAAACUCUGUAUGAAAGGAGCACCAGAAGACAAGUUUAUUUGAAUCUUUGUGUGAAUGCUAUCAAGAAACUUCGAGGUAUAACACAACUGGAAUCACCUUCUCCUGUUAAAAGUGAGACUACAACAAAAGUGUUGGUUACUAAGACACUGUCUUCAGGGGCAGUUGUUGUUAGUACCAAGAGCCCUGCGAAACAACAACCAGCUGUUCCACAAAUGGAUCCAUUUACAGAGGAGUUGAUGUAUGAUUUCCUGUCUAAGUAUCUGAUGAGUGAAGAUGACUUAGUACAGAAUGGUUACCCACGUCCCUGUCCAACAGCACCCGGAAGAGCUGUUUUUAAAACUAAAAAGGAGCCAUCUAAAGAUCCUACACGUAGGACUUGCUGUCGUUGUGGCAAGCCUUUUGUUGUUCUUGAAGACGGAGUGUAUCUAACAAGAGAAGAAUGUGUGUAUCAUGCUGGGAAAUUAUUUCGAAGAAGAGGGGAACCAAUUACAAAUUAUUCUUGUUGUCAAGGAGAUGCUGGUAGCCCUGGGUGCUGUGUUGGAAAGGUUCAUGUGUGUGACAAUGUGAAUAACACAGAAGGCUUUAUGACUACCAUAGUGAGUCCGCUGGUAGAAAAACGAAAGAAAAUAUUUUCCAUGGACUGUGAAAUGUGUUACACCACUUCAGGGCUAGAGCUAACCCGCAUCACUGUGAUAAACUGGAAUUUGGAGCGAGUCUAUGACACAUUUGUCAUUCCAGAAAGAACCAUUGUUGAUUACAAUACAAGAUUCAGUGGAGUGACUGAAGAGUCACUGCAUGGUGUGACAACAACUAUUCAUGAAGUGCAAGCUGUAUUGUUGAGUAUGAUUCACAAAGACACUAUACUAGUGGGACACAGCUUGGAAAGUGACCUCAAAGCAACAAAGAUAAUUCACAAUAAAGUGGUUGAUACCUCUGUGGUAUUUCCCCACCGACUGGGACCUCCUUACAAGAGAGCUCUUCGUAAUCUCACAGCCGAACAUCUCAAAAAGAUUAUUCAGGAUAGUGUUGAUGGCCAUGACAGCUAUGAAGAUGCAUCUGCUUGUUUGGAGCUUAUGAGGUGGAAGGUGAAAGAAGACAUGAAAAAGACAUCAAGACAAAAGUCUCUGCAUCAAGCAUUUGCAGUUUCAUAGCAACACUUCAACAUUUCACACAGCAAUAGGCAGUUAGCAGGUACUUUUUGCUAAAAGAUUCUACAUAAUUUCUUAGUGAAUCUCUUAAAUUAAGAAGUUUUGUUCGUCUGUUCUGUUAACAGGGGAGCUGACAGUGAAAUUGCAAACUGUAAUAGUUAGAUUUAGAAUUGUGACAGUCACCCCUUUGGGUGCGUUGCUUGGGUUUUGCCACAGGUAGUUAGUGUAAGAGUUGAAACUUAUUUAUUUGGUACUGUCAUCUUUCAGGUUUAGGUGAAACUUCACAUGGAGCUGUCUGUGAAGUCUAUAUGGAAGAGGGGGGGGAGGCAGUUAAUGAGAAAGUUUUCACUUUGAUAUGUUUAUUCAUUCAGUAUCUUACAUGGGACCUCAGUAAUUAACACUUGUCAUUUCUGAACCACUGAAAAUAUAUCCAACAGUUGAAUCAUGAAAUAAGGAGAAAAUGAAUCAUAGGUAUAAAGUAAAACAGACAUGAAUGAAGAUUUAGUGUUGGUACAAUAUUUUAUUUGGUUUAAAUAUCAGAUUCCAAAUUCCCAAGUGGCUUUAAAACCCUAAAGGAGAAAAUACACCAAAUGAUAAUCAUGUUCUUUUGCAGUUAUUUAUUACAAUAAAAUAUUUUUUUUAGACAAAAAGUUCAGGAACUUCCUGACAGAGAGACUUACUGGCAACUUCUCCAAAUCAAUCCAAAAUGAAUAAAAUAAUUAUUACUAUUUCAGAUUUACAAACACAGGUGUUAGUAUAUGCAGAUAAUUUGGUUUCAUCAAGUGAGUUGAUGAUUUAAAUUGGCCCAAAUAACAAGUUUUUAAAGCUAACAUUUCAAGUAUUAGCUCCUCUUCGGAGCAAAUGAUGAAGGGUUAUCACUUUAACAAAGGGCCAAUGCUUGAAAUGUCAGCUAGAGAAACUCUUUGGGGUGGCUAAUUUUCUUAAUCAAUUCAGUUGAUAAAAUUGACACAACACCACAGUUUCUUUAGAAACUUACCCUCUUUACUCAUCUGUUAAAAUAUUCAUUUGGGUUAUGGAAAGAGUUCUAUAUAGUCUAAUAUAUAUGGUAUUAAUAUCAAUUACUAUUUAUACACUUGUUAUUGCUUCAUUUAACCCUUUAGUUCCCAAUAGUGACCAAGACAGAAUUUCUCCUUACACUAUCAGUACAAUAUCAAGCAGAAAAGUAAUGAGAAUAAAGAAAAUAUCAAUAAGGGGAUUAUUGGUUGAUUCAAAUCUAAAUUCUCCAAAUUAACAUCACAUAAAUUGUAUGGCAGACAGUAAGGAGAAUUACUAAUGGAAUCUUGGGAGUAUUUUUGUUUUGUUGUUACACCUUGUGUAAGAAUAUAAAAAAACAUAACCUAUUUAUCAUGAAAUAAAAGUUUUAAUACA
This is a messenger RNA of Pocillopora verrucosa, 4756 nucleotides long. Its product is annotated as putative RNA exonuclease pqe-1. Gene Ontology annotation, molecular function: exonuclease activity; metal ion binding; nucleic acid binding. The record is from RefSeq and is a predicted model, not a curated record. Gene Ontology annotation, cellular component: nucleus. Lineage: Eukaryota; Metazoa; Cnidaria; Anthozoa; Scleractinia; Pocilloporidae.